UUAAUAAAACUGGCGAUCCUCAAACGAGUAAACCGCUUCUUACGCGUAAAGUUCUACUUCAGGCUUCGUCAGGUAAAAGCACGGCCGACGAUCCUUUUCAGGGUGUACACGCUAUCCUCGUAAUAGUUGGAGAUAUCUCAGAAGAGAAUCCCUAUCAGAAAUCAACGGCGCUUCAGGUAAAUCUUAGUAGGUGGAAACCUCAAUUUAAUGACCAAAACGCUUCAUGA
Acaulospora morrowiae is the source of this 227-nucleotide messenger RNA. Lineage: Eukaryota; Fungi; Glomeromycota; Glomeromycetes; Diversisporales; Acaulosporaceae. The record is from the annotation of a GenBank genome assembly.